AUGAGAUUUCUGGGCAAGUUUGCUUUAAUAGCAACUGCAGUCAUUGCAGUCAUCUUCCUCAGUUGGUACAGGUGUCCUAUCAACAAAAAAGAUGACAAUUUCUAUAGUUUUUCUUUGAUUUUUCCCCCCUCUUUGUGUGUGUAUGCCUUUCUAUUUCUCAUUCACUUUCUAAUUUGUCUGCCGUCUUGUUGUCUCUCUCACACUCUCACUCUCUCUCUCUCUCUCUCUCUCUCACUGACUUGCCUCCUGUCUUUGAAUUGCCCAUCAAUUUUAUCUCUCACUCUCUCUCUCUCUGAUUUGUCCUCUUUCUUUGUCUCUCUCUUCCUAUCUGAUUUAUUUGUCUACUGUCUUGUUCUCUCUCAUAUUUGUUUACCCAUUUUUCUUACUCUCCAUCUCUCUCUCUAUCUGAUUUACUUGCCCUUUUCUUUCUCUCUCUCAGAUUUGUCUACUGUCUUGUUCUCUCUCUCAUUUGUUUACCCAUUUUUCUUACUCUCCAUCUCUCUCUCUCUCUCUCUCUCUCUCUCUGAUUUACUUGCCCUUUUCUUUCUCUCUCUCUCUCUCAGAUUUGUCUACUGUCUUGUUCUCUCUCAUAUUUGUUUACCCAUUUUUCUUACUCUCCAUCUCUCUCUCUCUCUCUCUGAUUUACUUGCCUUUUUUUUUCUCUCUCUCUCUCAGAUUUGUCUACUGUCUUGUUCUCUCUCAUAUUUGUUUACCCAUUUUUUCUUACUCUCCAUCUCUCUCUCUCUCUCUCUCUCUGAUUUACUUGCCCUUUUCUUUCUCUCUCUCUCUCUCAGAUUUGUCUACUGUCUUGUUCUCUCUCAUAUUUGUUUACCCAUUUUUCUUACUCUCCAUGUCUCUCUCUCUCUGAUUUACUUGCCCUUUUCUUUCUCUCUCUCUCUCUCUCAGAUUUGUCUACUGUCUUGUUCUCUCUCAUAUUUGUUUACCCAUUUUUCUUACUCUCCAUCUCUCUCUCUCUCUCUGAUUUACUUGCCCUUUUCUUUCUCUCUCUCUCAGAUUUAUUUGUCUACUGUCUUGUUCUCUCUCAUAUUUGUUUACCCAUUUUUCUUACUCUCCAUCUCUCUCUCUCUCUCUGAUUUACUUGCCCUUUUCUUUCUCUCUCUCUCUCUCUCAGAUUUGUCUACUGUCUUGUUCUCUCUCAUAUUUGUUUACCCAUUUUUCUUACUCUCCAUCUCUCUCUCUCUCUCUCUGAUUUACUUGCCCUUUUCUUUCUCUCUCUCUCAGAUUUGUCUACUGUCUUGUUCUCUCUCAUAUUUGUUUACCCAUUUUUCUUACUCUCCAUCUCUCUCUCUCUCUCUGAUUUACUUGCCCUUUUCUUUCUCUCUCUCUCAGAUUUGUCUACUGUCUUGUUCUCUCUCAUAUUUGUUUACCCAUUUUUCUUACUCUCCAUCUCUCUCUCUCUCUCUGAUUUACUUGCCCUUUUCUUUCUCUCUCUCUCUCUCUCUCAGAUUUGUCUACUGUCUUAUUUGUCUACUGUCUUGUUCUCUCUCAUAUUUGUUUACCCAUUUUUCUUACUCUCCAUCUCUCUCUCUGAUUUACUUGCCCUUUUCUUUCUCUCCAUCUCUCUCUCUCUCUCUCUCUCUCUCUCUCUGA
This is a messenger RNA of Acanthosepion pharaonis, 1611 nucleotides long. The record is from the annotation of a GenBank genome assembly. Lineage: Eukaryota; Metazoa; Mollusca; Cephalopoda; Sepiida; Sepiidae.